Messenger RNA from Thamnophis sirtalis, 1075 nucleotides. The record is from RefSeq and is a predicted model, not a curated record. Lineage: Eukaryota; Metazoa; Chordata; Lepidosauria; Squamata; Natricidae.
UCUCCUCCUUCCUGGUUGGUUUUCCAGGUGUGGUUUAAAAACCGUCGGGCCAAAUGCCGCCAGCAGCAGCAGCAGCAGCAGAACGGGGGCCAGAAUAAAGUGAGGCCUGCGAAGAAGAAGAGCUCUCCAGCCAGAGAAGUGAGUUCAGAGAGUGGGACCAGCGGCCAAUUCACACCUCCAGCCAGUACCUCAGUCCCUGCCAUUUCCAGCAGCAGCGCUCCAGUGUCUAUCUGGAGCCCAGCAUCCAUCUCUCCUCUCUCAGACCCCCUGUCCACUUCUUCUUCAUGCAUGCAGAGGUCCUAUCCUAUGACCUACACUCAGGCUUCAGGCUAUAGCCAAGGAUAUGCCGGCUCAACCUCAUAUUUUGGAGGAAUGGACUGUGGAUCUUACCUGACCCCUAUGCAUCACCAGCUCCCUGGACCAGGGGCCACCCUUAGCCCCAUGGGUACCAAUGCUGUGGCCAGCCAUCUCAACCAGUCUCCAGCUUCACUCUCCACUCAAGGUUACGGAGCUUCGAGUUUGGGGUUUAACUCGUCUACUGAUUGUUUGGAUUAUAAGGAUCAAACAGCUUCCUGGAAGCUAAACUUCAACGCUGACUGCUUGGAUUAUAAAGACCAGACAUCUUCAUGGAAGUUUCAGGUUUUGUGAAGACCUGUUAGGAACCCUUUGUGAUAAACAAUAAUGGUGAUGAUGCUAAUGCUGAUAAACGAUGAGUGACCACAAUGAUGAUGUUGAAACAGACAAGACAAUAGCCAUAGUAGGCUGACAUUUCCAGUUUUGAGAUCUUUGAUUUAAGUUAAAAAGAAUUGUGAACAGGACACAAAUUAAUAACAAAGGCAAGAAAUUCAGUGGUCGUGAUCAUACCUCCCAAUUUCACCUCUUGCUCAGAUGCUCUGGAAAGGAAGACAAGAAGGAAAGACAUGUUGUGUAGACCAAGAACAGAAUUACAUCACUUAGUUUCUCGUUGCUCCAUAGUUUUAGCCAAUUGUUGGGGUUUCUUUGCCUGGAUAGGGAUGGAAGUUUAUUCUAUGACCCAGAGUAUCUCUCUCUCUCUCUCUCUCUCCCUCUCUAUCCC